AUUCAUCAAUCUAUGUAUAUAGGUAGUCUGUGAUUUUCAAAGGUUUGUUGACAUCGCUGUGGUAAAUGCUAAUUGCGCAAUAGAAAAAGUCAAUACAACAAGUUAACAAUAGCCAAUACCGAAAUACUUGAAAAAAUUAAAUAACAGAGUAACUACAAUCUACCUAAUACUAUCGAGUGCUUUGCAAGAUGUCCGAUUAUUCGUUCAUGGACAGAAUACGUUCGUUUUUGGGUAUACGACCUGAACCUCCAAGAAACGAUUUUCGCAAUCCAAUUUGGGGAUCCGACGACGACGACGACGUCGACGAACUAUACACCAGAGAGCAACAAAUAGAUAUUUACAAUGAUCCAUUAGGUUUUCAACGGGAAUUCGCCAAACAUAUGCAGGAUAUGUUUACUACUUUCGGCAGCGUAUUUGGUGAUAUGAAAAACUUCUUGAGUCAAGGCGACCUGGACUCCUUUGGAGCUAUCACUGACUUCCCGUCAACAGAGAAUGAAACCGAAAACUUUGAUAGCAAUCGCAUUCGAGAUUACUAUUUGAAACCUGGAUAUCAUGACAAAUAUGAUUACCCACAGCAAGACACAGAUCUGGACGGUAAGAUUUCUUCUAACGAAAUAUCAGGAUUAUUAGAAAAGAAAGGUGAUGGGCAAAUUAUUUCCAAGACUCCGUUUAGUGGUACCAUUAUUCCUGGAAAAUCAUUUUGCCAAACAAUAAUUACAACAAGUAUUACUAAACCGGACGGUACAAUAGAGACACGCAGGAUUGUUAAAAAAGGUAAUGAAGUUAUCGAAGAGACUACGACAACCACAGACCCAGAAACUAGGAAUCCCUACAACCCUGGUUUAAAUCCGAUUCAAACAACUCACUUGAUGCUGUCGCAGCUUUCAUCAUUUUUGAGAAACUUUUAUUGAAAUUUUAAUAUACUUUAUCUCAACCGCAACUUGUAGCUUAUAAGCCCAUAAUUUAUUACUUGAUGUGAUAGUUAGUUUUAAAGAAUAUUUGUUUCUCUUUAGACAAUGUUUCAAAUAGAUAGAAUUUGAUCUCUAUGUAACUUUCUAUAUUGUGUUAACCAGUACAAAGAAAUUAACUACUACAAGUAUGUGAUUCAAAAUGUUAGUAUUAAACAGUACAAUAAAUAAA
Messenger RNA from Melitaea cinxia (Glanville fritillary), 1140 nucleotides. RefSeq lists its product as uncharacterized. NCBI's taxonomy places the organism in Eukaryota, Metazoa, Arthropoda, Insecta, Lepidoptera, Nymphalidae. Gene Ontology annotation, cellular component: actin cytoskeleton; apical plasma membrane; mitochondrion. Gene Ontology annotation, biological process: regulation of actin filament polymerization; negative regulation of apoptotic process. Bases 189 to 911 code for a protein of 240 amino acids. The record is from RefSeq and is a predicted model, not a curated record. The transcript has a single exon.